Molecule: messenger RNA, 1515 nt
Organism: Psylliodes chrysocephalus
Lineage: Eukaryota; Metazoa; Arthropoda; Insecta; Coleoptera; Chrysomelidae
Source: the annotation of a GenBank genome assembly
AUGGGUGAUAAUAAAUGCAAGAGAUGUAAGAAGAGCGUUACUACAGGACUAACAUGUGUUAUUUGUGGAGUUGUAUCGCAUCCUAGUUGCUUAAAAUCUGUAAAACAUGCUGUAAUAAUUGAUGAUAACACAUGUAAUUGUUGCUCAGACAAUUCCAGCGAACAAAUACCACCAUCUGUAAGUCAUAAGCCAUCAUAUUCAAUUUCUGAAUUAGAAAUGAAAGUAAAAUUUCUUGAAGAGAUUAUAAGAAACAAAGAUAUGAUUGUAUACAAUCAAGAAAUUGCUAUUAGGUCAUUACAAAGCCAAGUUGAUUUGCUGAAACAAGGAUCUAUUGUGAACACGUCCACAAAAAUAAAUAAAGCGGAAUCUCAGCCAACCGUUUUUCAUCCAAAUAAUCGUAACACGGCAAUUCACGAACCUCAAGGAAAUUCAUCAAAACCUGCUUUCACCAGCACGGUAGUAUCGUCCGCUAUUGCCAAUGCUCACGCAUCAAAUACAUGCCAUAAUUUAAUUCAUAUGAACAAAGACUCCACCUCUCAUAGCGAGUUUUACAAUCUGAAAGCUAAAAAACUAACAAAAAAGUUGUUGACUGGAAAUAUGAAUGCUGACUCAAGUUUUAACCUAAAGGCAUCAAUCACACCAGAAAUGAAAUAUCUGCACUCUACUAAGUGGGAUCCCAACACCGUGGAAGAUGAACUGUCAAAAUAUCUGCAAAAAAUUAGUAAAAUUUGCAUAAGAUGUAGUAAGCCAGUUGGUACAGGAUUAAGAUGUGUGAGAUGUGGCACUCUGUCGCACAAAAGCUGCUUAAAAUAUAUAAAAGCCCAAUUUAUUGAUGAUUGCACUUGCAUUUGCUGUUCUGACGCUACAAUAGGAGCAGUAGGAAAUAGUCAAAUUCAAUCUAAUACUACCAUUGACAACAAGGCUCAAGAUGGUCGCGAAGAUAAUAUAGAAAAUAAAAUAUUAAUGGAAAGGAUGACUUAUUUAGAAAAGAUCAUUAAAGAAAAGGAUGACACAAUUAAAUUCCAAAACAUCUCUAUACAGUCAUUGCAAGAACAAAUAUCACUCAUGAAGAGGGUAAAUGAAAUUUUCAACAACAAGGCAACAUUGGAAACUUCGUUAAUCAGCCAUCAGACUGCAGCAAUCUCAGGACACACCAAAAAGAGCGAAGAAAAAUAUUCAGGAGACGUGCCACCGCAAGCCACCGUUAACUUGAUCAAGCCACAAGAAAUCAGAGCUGCUAUACAUAAAGCACAGGGUUCACGAAUUUGCGAAGAUAUUAUAAACUCCGAGAACAACAUGACAUUCUCACAGACAUCCAGGAGGAACGUCAAACCCAGAAAUAUUUUAGUUGGAAACGGUGGAAAUGCAGGUAACUGUCCUUUUAAAUCAGCUCCCAAUAAACAUCUUAGACAUUUCCACAUUACUAAUAUGGAAAAAAAUGUAGAGUCAACAGGAUCUUCAGUUUCAGUUGUAUUAAAUAAUUUUGAACAGUAUAACACUAGACAUGUAGAUUAA